Durotheca rogersii is the source of this 1690-nucleotide messenger RNA. RefSeq lists its product as uncharacterized. The record is from RefSeq and is a predicted model, not a curated record. The transcript has a single exon. Lineage: Eukaryota; Fungi; Ascomycota; Sordariomycetes; Xylariales; Xylariaceae. The coding region runs from base 195 to 1274 and encodes 359 amino acids.
CGAUACCAGAACACCACCAUCAUCGGGUUCGUGGUUCUUCAGUGUCUGGUUCUUUGGAAGCUUCGGCAUCUUACAUUCUUUUAGUGAUCCGGGAUCUGCGCAUUUAUCACACUCUUUUUCCUCUUCAGACGUUAGUACACAUCACACGUUCAUUCCAUUCUACACAGUUCCGGCAGUAGGGUUACCUAUACAUAAUGGCGGGCGUAAUCGAAGCCAUCGGCAUUAUCUCGGGCCUGCUGGGCAUCGUCCAGUUCGGCAUCGACAACUUUGCCGACCCCAAAACGGUCGGCUCGACCAUCCGCAUCACCGUCGGCCUCGACACUAAGGGAGGCCUCAACAACGCCGGUGGCGACCUGCCCGACGUCCGGCUUUGGAAUGAAGCCGGUGACUUCCUCGGCAUCAAGGCGGACCCGGGCAAGGUCGAGCACGGAGGCUUCAAGGACAUUACUAUCAACCACAAGCGCGACUCGACCCAGCAGCCGACGUACACGCUCUUCUCCGCCAACAACGACGCCAUCUGCAUCGCCGCGGCGUCCAUCACGUGGCCCAACGGUGACAAGUACUCGUGGGUGGGCGACUGGGGCCGGCAGUGCGGCGCCAGCUGGUACUUCUCCAACGUCUUCAUCAGCGGCACCAACGUGAAGCCAGACUGCAUGUGGAUCGACGGCAACAACGACCAGCCGCAGACGGGCUUCCAGAUCCACUGGCCCGAGUUCGUCGACCGCGACGGCAACCAGGUGCCGGCGGACGAGGAGGGCAAGCUGGCCAAGAUGGACUACCUCUGCACGGCCGGCCCGCCGUUCAAGCUGCACAACUUCCCGGACAAGGACCCGCGGGGCAUCACGUACUGGGUCAUCAACAACAACAAGAAGCGGUCGGACUCGGCGGACUCGGAUGGCGAGGUGGACAUCGCGUACGGGCCGGCGAAGCACCCGUCGUCGGCGCGCUUCCGGAACAACUUGUCGUCGUUCGCGGCCAGAAGCAACGGGACGACGAACGCGUGGGCGAACAGGCUGGUGCUGGACAACAGCGCGACGCACCCGGCGCGCGCGCUGUGCGAAAGCGAGACCUCGGCCGGUCCCGACUUCCUCAACGUCGAGGACGGCACGUUCUGCCGCAUGUCGGACAAGACGCUGUGGGCGAUCUGCGGCACGCCCGGCGCGGACGCGGCCAACUGCUUCGAUAAGGACGCGAUGCGGCUCGUGGUCGGCGGCCUCGCGGCCCGCGACUCGCCCUACGAGAACGUGGUCGACUGGACCGCCGGCGCCAACUAAAGGCUGCCCUUGGCUUGGCGGCUGCUGCCGGGGCUGCUCGGGGUGUUAUAUAUAGAUAUAUAUAUCUAUAUGCCCGUGAGGAAGAACCGACCUGACAGGGUUGCGGCGUGGCCUUCUCAACCACACGCGACGUACAUACAUUCGGAGAACAAGGCAGAAAAGAACGCAAAAAAAUUAGACCACCUACCCGGAGCGGCAUCGGCUUCCACUGUAUAUUUAUUUCUUUGUGUAUCAUGAUGAGAGACCGCCGGGACUGGGGACUGGAGUUGGAUCUGGUUCAGGAUAAUGACGGGAAGAAGUGGCGGGACCGGAUGGAGAGGGAGGCGGGAGAGGUGUACAUAUGUAAAUUGCGUAUGCUUUUUGAUUAUUUACCUUAGGUACCCCUAUCUAUAAUGCAACACGCUGAUGAUUCAACA